UCAAACCUUUUGAAAAUGUUGUUGAUACACUUUCCAUCCUUUUUUAACUUUAUUGUCCGUUGGAAAUUCGUCGACCUUCGAGAACUGUUAUUAACUUAUUAACGUGGUCAAGCAAAACAGCGACGGCAAGAACGUCAAGAAUUCACUUCUGCUGUACCUGCAGGGCUGCAAGAAAGAGAAAAUUAUUAUAGCAUCGGAGAACUCGCUCCUGCAUAUACCAAUUUGAUUCAAAGAUUCUCCUACUUUCGUUUGGUUGGGGAGAAAAGGUGGGAAAAGAACUGAACAUAAAACUUUCCGCCUUACGGAGUUGAAAAAACUAGCCACAACUAAGUUGACUGGUUGAAUCGAGCUGAUUUGAGCGGUGGUUGUCUUUCUUGUGUACCUAGCAAUGAAAAGUUUGACCAGAGUUUGAUUGAUAUUCUUUUCCUACAAGUUCUCAGCAACUAUACAGAGGUUUAAGGAAAUUCUGGGAGUACCCGAGGGCUAAACAAAGAGAUGGCUGAGAAAGGAAAUGUACUCCUAGAUUGCCCUAACGCAUCAAACCCCUACCACGAAUGCACCGAGUCUUGUAUCAAAAAGAUUGCUCAAGGGCAAACACGCCAGGAGAAAAAGAAAUCAGAUGAUGGCAAUGGAGAAAUAAAAACGCACUCAGCUUGCCCUAAGGCAUCCAAUCCUUACCAUGAAUGUGAUGAAUUUUGCAUCAAAAGAGUUGCUGGAGCUGAGGUGCGGAGGGAUAAGAAGGAAACAGGUUCCAUGAUUCUUGAUGUUUCCAGAAGUUUUGGCAGGAGAAAGAAGGAACGUUCCCAACCAAAUUCCCCACAAGUGAAUGACAAUGCAUCUUUUCGGAACACGGUUUACCCUUCUGAUCUUUCUUCAAAGAAAAAGGUGGAAGCCAAAAACGGUGAGGAUUUUCCUCACUCUCCGGCACGUGCAAAGGAAACACAUUCCCAAGAGCCUUCUUACAAGGGUCCAGUCCAAUCCUCUCACUCAGUGCCUACUUCUGGAAUUAUAGCAUUGCCUUCCCAUCCCAUAGACACGCCAAAGGAAAAUAGUACCAGCAUUUUUGGCAAAACACCAAACAAUCAAAAAGUGGAUGAAAAGCCGAAUGCAAUUGUUGAUGACAUGGUAGAACAUGGUGCUGGUUCAGCUGCUGGGUCCAUGACCUUUAGUUUCUUUGGUAUUCCCAAUGCUUCAGAAGGCAGUGAUGAGGAAGAGAUCCAAUCUGUAAUUUCUGAUUCCUGUGUCUCUGUUGGAAGAUACCAUGUAAAAGAAAGUUUGGCCUCCAUUCUGCAGUCAAUCUUUGACAAGUAUGGAGACAUAGCUGCAAGCUGUCAAUUAGAAUCAAUUUCCUUGCGCUCUUAUUAUUUAGAGUGUGUGUGCACUGUGGUUAAGGAAUUACAAUCCAGUUCGAUUAUUCAUCUGACCAAAGCCAAACUCAAAGAACUCUUGGCUAUUCUCAAGGAUGCAGAAUCUUCUCAAAUUGAUGUCAGUUGGCUGCGAGGCAGAAUCAAUGAGAUCACAGAGGACAUUGAGCUCAUUGGUCAGCAUCGAUCCAUCGAGGCAGCAAAGGCCGACUGUGAUCGUGAUUUGGAAUCCAUGAGGAAAGAACUAGAAUCUCAAAUGGAAGAUCUUUCUCUCAAAGAAAAAGAGGUUGACAUUGCCAAGAAACAAGUAGCUAAAACCAGAGCUCGACUGAGUGAGUUUGAGCUCAAAUCUUCCCAGUUGAAUGAGACUAGCUUGUCUAUCAGGUCCAAGAUCGAGAAUUCUCCCGGCCAAUCCUUGUUAGAUGAAUUAUUGUGAUGCAACUUUUAAAGAACCAAAAGGUUUCAUUUUCUCAUGUUGUACGAUGAAGCAGUAGAAUAGAACACUAAAAAGAAUGUUCCGGCAUAUUUUGCAUGCAUAAACGAUACGAUAUAAUUGGAUUAAAUGCUUUGCUUUA
Molecule: messenger RNA, 1939 nt
Organism: Juglans microcarpa x Juglans regia
Lineage: Eukaryota; Viridiplantae; Streptophyta; Magnoliopsida; Fagales; Juglandaceae
Exons: 6
Coding region: 496-1800 (434 amino acids)
Source: RefSeq, a predicted model, not a curated record